UUCUGUCCGUUUGCAGUGUUGCUGUCGCAGCGGGUUGUCAGUAGCCGGCGAGCCCGGGACGUGUCUCAAUGUCGUUGCCAUCCGGGAUCCGUCCGUGAUCCGUCGAGCUGCUGCCGGGGGUCCGACCAGACGCGCUGAUGCUGAGCCCGACCCAGCUCGGCGUCACACAACAGCCUCUUUGCGAUCUAUAAGAACCAGUGUCACGUGGUGAACACCUCCUGAGACCAAAUCCUGACAACUGACCCGAAGGAGCAUCAGCGCUUCACCGCGCGGGGACGCGCCAGACACGCUGGAGCCCUCGGCGGAGAAACCGAAGAAGACUGAGAGCAGCGGCAGUGGUCAAAUCGAGGACAGCGUCUCUUCAGCUGAGGGGGAGGCUGUUCAGCGGGACGGAGCCAUGCAGCCGCCGGAGGACGGGGACGGUCGUUCCUUUGUGGAGGUGAUGAGUGAAAAGUACAGCCCAGAGAACUUCCCAUGUCGCAGGGCACCCGGCAUGGGGGUGGUGGUCGUGCCCAUCACAGGUCCUCAGGGUUCCCCUAUGAAAGACCGUCUGAACCUGCCCAGGCUGCUGGUGUUGAACAGCUGCGGCAUCAGCAGGGCUGGAGAACAGGCGGAGAUCGCUGCUUUCUGUUCCCAUGUCAUGGAGCUGGACUUGUCCCAUAACAAGCUGCAGGACUGGCAUGAGAUCAGUAAAAUUGUGUCCAACAUCCCUAACCUGGAGUUCCUGAACCUGAGCUCCAACCCCCUGGCGGGUUUGACCCUCGAGCCGCGGUGUGCCGAGGCCUUUUCCCGGGUCCGAUGCCUCGUCCUGAACAACACCCAAGUGUCCUGGGACAAUGUGCUGCUGCUCACUCAGGAGAUACCCGAGCUGGAGGAGUUGUUCCUGUGCCUUAAUGAGUACAGUAGUUUGAGUACCUCCAGCGCAGUCUGCCCCAGCCUGCGCCUGCUUCACAUCACCGACAACAGCCUCCAGGACUGGGCCGAAGUCCGCAAGUUCGGCUCCACGUUCCCCAGCCUAGAAUCUCUGGUCAUGGCCAACAACAACUUGGCGUCCAUCCAGGACAGCAAAGACAUCCUGCAGCGACUCUUCCCCAACCUGCGCAACAUAAACCUGCACAACUCAGGUCUCAACCGAUGGGAGGACAUCGAGAAGUUGAACUUCUUCCCCAAGCUGGUGGAGGUGCGACUGCAGGGCAUUCCCUUAUUGCAGACCUACACCAACGCAGAGCGACGCAGCCUCAUGAUAGCACAGCUUCCUGCAAUAUCUAUGCUUAACGGCAGUGUUGUGACCGACAGCGAGAGAGAAGACGCGGAGAGGUUCUUCAUCCGUUACCACUUAGACUACCCUGAAGAGGAGCUGCCCUACAGGUAUCAUUCCCUGGUGACCAAGUAUGGGAAGCUGGAACCACUCGCCGAGGUGGACCUCCGACCUCGCUGCCGUGCCCAGGUGGAGGUUCACUGUGAAGAGAAAGUGGAGCAGCUGAACAUCCGUUUGGACCAGACAGUAGCUGAGCUGAGGAAGCAGCUGACUACAGUGGUCCAGCUGUCCACCAACAGCAUGAGGCUCUACUACAUCAACAAAGACAGCGCCUUCGGACCAGAGGAAAUGAAGUACAACACCCGGGCUCUCCAUUCCUACAGCAUCCAAGACGGUGAUGAAAUACUGGUGGUACCCAAGAUCAAAUGAACAGGCGGCUGUGGAGUCGGCUGAUUAGAGUGACUCCUUGAUAGAUACAUUUAUUCAUUGGAUUAUUUGUUUACCGGUUAACUGGCAUUGCAGGAUUAUUGGAAAAAGCCUCGGGAGCAGCAGCCGUGGCCCACAGCGAAAAGUCAAAUGUCGGGACUGCACAGUGGAGUACAGUGGCGAUGCUCGGAGGCCCUGUCCGUAGAAACCACGAGUCCCCAGAGUAUUGUGUUUAUAUUUAUUUCAGCUUUCGACGAGGGCAUCCGCAGGAGCAAGUGCACAAACGUGUCUCGGUGGAGAACGGGCCGAGAGAGCAACGCGCAGUCGGCUAGCAGCUUGAGCAGAGAGGAGGGCGCUGCUCUACCAGCAAAGCUUCACUGCAGCUCAGUCUCUUAGUACAAGGCAUGUACCAUAGCACCUGCGUAGGCAAGUAUCCACCACUGCUGUCUCGCCCAUUUGUCACAGAAGCUUCUCUCAGUGGUGAGGCAGUGCUGUUCUCAUUUGCACUUUUACUGUAGCCCCAAAGUCAGGAAGAGCAAUGGGCCUCAUGCAGGAAGCAGUCAUACGCACAUUUUUGUUCAAGUCCGAGUGCGUACGAGUGUUUUAGGAGAACUUGCCGCAUUCAUCAAUUUCCUCAUAUUUCUUUUCUCUCUCAGGUACAUGAAAUGAGUCUGCUGUUAGUCAAACCAAGUUUUUCCACUCAUGGAUUGUAUACCUCAUCACUUUGAAGCAAUUGUAAUUAUAUAUACAUAUAUAUAUAUAUAUAUACAUUACACCUCAUAAUUAUGUUGACAUCAUUCUGUUUAACUCUGCAAUUCGAAUGAUAGUACAAAUCUACAUUUAUUAAUCAUAUACCCGCUAAACAGCGUAGCGCGAUGGCCAGGGGUGCGCACAACUCCCUUGUGCCGCAAAAUAGUGCGAUAAACGUAUAGAGAUUGCUGCUUUGACUCAUCAGUUGUUCAGUGUACAGUAGCCGUGCAAGCUAUUUUUGGAUCAUUUGCCCAAAAUUCACUAUUUCCCCAAUUGGUGUUAUGCUUAAACUCUCCGGCUCGUGACAUCUCUAAUCAAUCGACAAGACAGGGAAUCUCCCCCUGCAGCGGCAGCCAUUUUCAUAUUGAGCCAUUUCCUCUUUAUUUCAGUGACAGUGCGACUCACAGGUGACUCAGUAUUAACAGCUCCGUUUUAGUUCGUCACUUAACUCCUGCGGACGCUGCUAAAAUAUAGAAUUUAAUUUCUGGAUGUUUGCAAGCAGGACUUAAAUUUCCGAUUCUCGUAAACUUGUCAUUCCUCGUUUUGCUCUUUGAUCCCGUUUUCACGAACGAACUCUUCCUGUCAUGGUGCAGGAAGUGAAGCCUUAUGUGGUGUCAUUUCCGCGUAGAUUAUGCUAAUUUGCCAUCCUCUUGCAUGUUGGCUCACACACGCACUGGUGGCUUUCAUCGUGUUCACGCAGGUCAGUCAAACACUUUUCUGAAGAUAGAAGUUUUGUUGAAUCCGACGUGGCCUGUUAGCACGAACAAAUGUUAGAGAAAUUUAGGAUAAGACCACAAAAAUGUUCUUGCAUGAGGCCCAAUUUCUGUUAAAUGAAAAACCCUGCCUAACAUAACCCUAUAUGUGGGGGUUGGGGAUAAAAAGCAGUUUUUGCCACAUAACAUUUUAAUAUUUGGCAAUAUAACAACAGAGUAAUAGAGCAAGGCAUUCUCUCUAUGCGUGACAUUCAGCUAUCAGUGUGACAUUCCCAUUUUAAAUCCUCACAGGUCCCCUCCAGACAUGAUUCAAGACAUCUAACAAAACUUUGUUUCAAAUAACAACUCGUCUGAUAGAGCUUUACACAAGAGAGUUCUUGAAAUUACAUCUGCUUCUUCUCCCUCAUUAAAAAAAAAUCCAAGAUUUAUGAAUAUGCAAAUACUGUUCAUUCUAAACUGGAUACAAAAUGUAUUCUGCUGACAAGUCCACUCUCACAUUUCACUUGUGUAAGCUACUAAAACUGCUUUCAGACAUGAACCCUGUAAAAUGUCCGCAUAAUUGGGUCCAGGCAUUUUCCGAAAGUUUGUCUUUCACAAAUGAUGCAGGCAGCAGGAGAUUCUCCGAGUCAGACGCGUUCACAACGGCAGGAACAUUUUUUGGAACAUUCAGUGUUUCUGCUCGCAAUCAUCUACACGCCCGAUUUCCCUGCUGUAUCUUCACUCUGAAUAUUUUCUGAAACUUUUACUUGGAAGUUGGCAGGAAAAGAUUUGAAAAAAAAAAUAGCUUUCUUACAUGCAUCCCCUCUGGAAUAGUCCAGGAAAAUGUCCAGACUUUUGUGCACGUCUGAAAGCAGCUUUACUGGACAAUGUUUAAAACGUGUUAAACUGAGAUUUGAGGCGGGCACAGAGGAACUGGGACCCCUUUCCCAGUUUUGUCUUCUCAAAUUGCCCAGUAAAGGUCAAAUACCUAAGUCAAGUAAGAGUAAGCAAAUCCCAUUUUGGUGGAAAGGCAGACUUAAGAUAAAAAAAAAAGGAUAAUUACGCCACUAAGACAAAAUGGCUUCUGGAGUGCAAUAAUCAUAAACUGACGACAUCUAAUAGUAUUAAAGACCUAAAGGUUGAUCUCCUCUCAAUGACAUGUUUGAAAAUAUCCUUGUUUGUUUCUGUGGAGCACGAAGAGGUUGUGAGUUUUUCAUUCACUUCAAUAUGUUCAUGUCUUCAAUAUGUUCAUAUCUUCAAUAUGUUAGCAACGUGGUUUCACCAGUUCAGCUUAUUUUGCACACAUGGGAAUGCAAUCUCCCAGGUUUUUGGGUUGUUGUUUUUUUUGCCUUUACCAGUUUCCGAUUAUUAUAAGUAUGCAUUUAACAGGACAGUGUUUCCUUUAAAAAAGAGAAAAGCUUAAUUAAUGCAUAAUUUGUAUGGAAGUUGUGUCAAUGUGUGAUUUCUCUAAUGACUUGCGUAUGAUCUUAUUUUAUGGACAUUAUUUAUUUAUUUUUAUUUUCAGUUUGUUUACAAUCUUCUUCAAAGCGGUAAAAUCAUCCUUGAAGAGAUGUCGAUCUCAGUAUAGUUUAUUCAUGCGCAUCUUUAAACAAGCUCAAGACUUAAAAUACCUUCACCAAAGAUGACUCAUUAGGUUAUUUUUGUUGUAAUGUGGAAUAUAUAUACAGUAUGUAUUGAUUUAUUGAUUUUAAUACGCAGCACCCACCGUGCAUAAAAGGAGCACUGAUGUUAGAUAUUUGCUGCUAUUGCCUUUACUUCUAAAGCAAGCAACUUAGCACAGCAGGGGAUUCAUGACGGUGAUAACUGAUAUGACAAGCCACAAAAUAAUCACAUUUAGUGGCUUUACUGAGACACGUGUGUAUGGAAUACUGCUGCAGUGUUGUCACCAACCAAUAGUAUCAAUAUCUAUAAGUAUCUAUUUCCAACACUAUUAUUAUGUAUUAGUGUUCUGACACUACUGCUCUACUUGAACACUAGCAGGCGUGGUAUAAUGCAUCAGUAUGAAUGUGUAGCAACAAGCAGGACAGAUGGAAAGAGUCACAACACUGAAAUCCCAUUUACCCUUUUUAUCCCAAUAGUGCUGAAUAUACGUUAGUGUGGCUUGAACCAACAUCUGAGUGCCAGAUAUGUUUGGCGUGAGCAUGUGCAAUAUGCAGCUGUUUUUUUCGCAGGGUGGGUGAUUUAAAAGUGUGGUUAUUAUUUGUGUGUUGAUUUGAUGCGUUUGUGAGGAACGUGAUCACUCUGCCCGCUUACAUUUAAGGAAUAAUGCACUUUGUUUCACAUAAAGACGGGGGGAAAUAUAUUAAAUCUUUCUGUAAAUGUAUUUGUCACCUCUUGAGUUCAUAUAGAUUUAGUUUUUUUUAAGGAACUUUAUGUUUUGAUGUUAUUUAUUGUGUCUCUUGCUUACUGCACCAACCUGCUAUUAGCCAAAAACAUUGGCCAAGCCAUUUGAAAGGCCCCUGAAAAUGUCAAAUUUGAAGUAUUUCUGUGUAUCGUUAAUGAUUCAUGACUAAUAAAGCAACAAUGAAAGUUAUAAUUUAUUUAAUAGCCCAAAAUUCAGCCAGUCUGCUUCAUGAGGACGGUGUGUAGGGCAGAUUUGAUUGACAGUGGCCUGGCAACAUUUAAGCAAACAGACCUAAAUGACCCUCACAUCAAAUUCGGAUUGAUCCAAAUGUGCCGGACAAAACAAACCAUCCAACGAAGCAAAAACCGCGUAGAAACCCUUCACUCACGGGAAGAAGCUGAAAGAGGUUUUCAGGGCCUUUAUUGGAAAGUUCCACCCCGACAGCCCUAUGACAAUAAUAUGCUAUGUGCCGUUUCUUUGUUCAUCCUGUUGUGUUCUUGGUGGUGCAAUUCCUCUGCAGUACAGGUCAGCUUAAAAAUUCGGGUCGCUCAGCUAAACCAUGAGCUGUGAGCAUGAGCUUGGGGUUUUUCGAAGAAUCAGACUGUGAGGCCUUAUAGGGCUGCUUUUUUAAUCCACCAGUCAGCAGUCCUUCGGUCUAGGAGACAGCCAUUACAGAGGCAGAGAGGGAAUGAUUCCACCAGCAGCACAGCCACAAGACAUGAUGUGCUUCUACAUUGAGUCACCAUCACUCUUACUGUUCUCUGUCCAAUCACAGAGGAAAACUUUGACAUUUUGGGAAAUAAUCUUAUUUUUUGAGACUGGAAACAGCUGGUUUGGCUCCAGUCUAUCCAAAGGUAGCUGAAUGUGCCCACGAUUUCAUUAACAUGCGAAAUCUGGCUUGUGUUAACCUGAACAAAAACUGUAGUCUAAACAAGCUGCGGUUUCACUGAGGUUUUGUGCUGGACUAGGCCAUCUCUUGGCUGGGCACAGUGACAUCCUCGGAGGUCUUUGCAUCUGAAAUAGUCUGGCACAUGAACUAUAAAAUCACAACUUGUUGUUUAUACACUUAAAGGUGAUCUUAAGAUGCACGCGUGGCAUCAAUCUUCUCAUCUGACUUUCUGAAGGGCAGUGAAUACGCUUAGCAAAAAUAUCAAACCACUGCUUGAAGUUCAAAGAUGUCCUUCAGGCAUUGAGAAAGAAAAUAGAGGAAAUCACUAAUUAAAGUAGACAAAUUCCCUCCUGAAGAUUAACCGAGGAUGGGUUUUUUCUUUUUAUUUCAUACCUGUGCAAUCUGUUCAUACUGUAAAAAGCAACUGGGCAAUGAGAAGCAUGACAUUCAGUUGGAAUUCUAAACAACCUCAGAUUAUUUUGCCUGUUUAUCAGAAAUGGAAAGCUCCUGUUAGAUUGAGGCUUGUCUGCUGGAACAUACAAUGAAAGGCUCCAUAUUUGCUUUUCUUUUUAAAAAAGUUAAUUACUGUGAAGUUCUUUGGUAAAAUUGUAAUAUAUCAGACAUCUGGCAGCUGAAGAACUGCACAUCCUGUUUCAAUGGAAACCCUUGACACUGCUACUCUGGAUGUAUCCGUAAAUACACUGCUUGAGUCAUCAUCUGUCUCUAAAAGUGGCGCACCAGAGCUCAGUAGGAUCUUCGAAGGCCUUAUUAGUCUUCGAUUAUAGUGUUAUGAAUUAUGGCUGGACUAAAUGUGCAGGAUGCCCCACCUCUCAGACCCUCGCACCAGUAUUUAAGCUAAUCAGCUCACUCGGCUCUGUAACUGUUCGUAUUCUGUGGCAUUUGAAGCAUAAUCAAUUUUGUAGGAACCUAUAUGAAGUAUUAAAAGGAACAGAAUGAGU
This is a messenger RNA of Scophthalmus maximus (turbot), 7339 nucleotides long. Its product is annotated as tubulin-specific chaperone cofactor E-like protein. NCBI's taxonomy places the organism in Eukaryota, Metazoa, Chordata, Actinopteri, Pleuronectiformes, Scophthalmidae. The record is from RefSeq and is a predicted model, not a curated record. Bases 398 to 1687 code for a protein of 429 amino acids. Gene Ontology annotation, biological process: protein folding. Gene Ontology annotation, molecular function: alpha-tubulin binding. The transcript has 11 exons.